Acanthoscelides obtectus is the source of this 4066-nucleotide messenger RNA. The record is from the annotation of a GenBank genome assembly. NCBI's taxonomy places the organism in Eukaryota, Metazoa, Arthropoda, Insecta, Coleoptera, Chrysomelidae.
CCAACGCGCGACUCCAGUGUGCCGCACGAUCGGGUCUGACUCACUCUACACUCCCUCAUCCUUGUACUCCCGCGACCAGGAAAUACAAUAUCGUUCGCUACCCCCGAGCAACACCCUGUGGAGGUUGGCGAUUGGUACCGUUUGUCCUGGAACCGCUAUAGGUCGAAGGAAACAUAACCUCGCGAGGUAUUUUCAUUUGCUGUGGAGGUUUGCCCUGAACCCGCUACUGUCUGAAGGAAAAUUACCCUCAGAAGGUCGUAUGUUUGCCUGAUACCUUGGGAAAUCGUUUAUUGCUGAUCGGAAAAUGUACGCGAAAGCGGUGACGCUCGGUAUAGUUCUAGUGUCGGCUCUGUCCUCGGUCGUCUACGCCUACUAUGAGUACGAUGAUGGAAACGCACUGUUGUACCUAUCACAAUAUGGCUAUAUUGCACCCACAAGGAAAAACUCUAGCAAAUUAGUGGACGAGUCAUCGUACAGAAAAGCUAUAGAAGAUUUCCAAGCAUUUGCAGGCCUGAAAGUGACAGGUGAACUGGAUGAUACUACGAAGGAAAUAAUGACCUUGCCCAGGUGCGGUGUGAAGGACAAAGUAGGGACUGGAGACAACAGGGCUAAAAGAUAUGCACUACAGGGGAGCAGAUGGAAGGUGAAAGACCUCACUUACAAGAUAGCAAAGUACCCGGCAAAACUGAAGCGCGCUGACGUGGACAAGGAGGUCCAAAGAGCGUUCGACGUAUGGACCGAAUACACUGACCUCACGUUCAAGCCCAAAAGCGGUCAGGUCCACAUUGAAAUCAGAUUCGAACACGGCGAGCACGGAGAUGGAGAUCCUUUCGAUGGACCUGGGGGAACUCUAGCUCACGCUUAUUUUCCAGUAUUUGGUGGAGAUGCUCACUUUGAUGCUUCUGAAAACUGGUCGAUCAACAGUUACAGAGGAACGAACCUCUUCCAAGUAGCUGCUCACGAAUUUGGUCACUCUCUUGGUCUCAGUCACUCUGAUGUGAGACAGGCACUUAUGGCUCCGUUCUACAGGGGCUAUGACCCUAUUUUCAGUUUGGAUUCAGACGAUGUGGAAGGUAUUCAAGCACUCUAUGGCAAGAAAACGAAGAAAACAGGAGGUCCUCGUUUCGAUGACGUUCCUGACGAUGAUCAAGAUGGCGAUUUUGACAAUACUCACAACAAUCCAAGAAAAACACCAGCUCCAUCAGUUCCAGAUGAAAACCUCUGCAAAGAUCCCACGUUUGACACCAUCUUCAACUCUGCGGAAGGAUUCACUUACGUAUUCAAAGGCGACAAGUAUUACAAGCUGACUGAAGAAAGUAUAGCUCCUGGAUAUCCUAAGAAGAUCUCAGACAACUGGCCUGGAUUGCCUGGCAAUAUUGACGCUGCAUUUACUUAUAAGAAUGGGAAGACUUACUUCUUCAAAGGCUCAAAAUACUGGAGGUAUAAGGGUAAGAAGAUGGACGGUCUUUACCCCAAGGACAUCUCAGAAGGCUUCACUGGAAUCCCAGAUGAUCUAGAUGCAGCUUUAGUAUGGAGCGGUAACGGAAAAAUCUACUUCUACAAAGGCGGCAAAUUCUGGAGGUUUGACCCAUCACAAAGGCCACCAGUCAAAAGCACGUAUCCGAAACCAAUCAGCAACUGGGAAGGUGUUCCCGACAAUAUGAAUGCUGCCUUCCAGUGGACCAACGGAUACACGUAUUUCUUCAAAGAUAACGCUUAUUAUAGGUUUAACGACCGCGCAUUCGCGGUAGACCAAACGACUCCAGCCUUCCCAAGGUCGACGGCGUACUGGUGGUUCGGUUGCACGAACGCGCCAUCGGGAACGAUCGCACCUAGUGAGUCGAAGAAAGAGUGGCUUCGUACUGCCGGUACUGCUGAUGGUGAGGAGAGCUACAGCGACGGAAGGUGGCAGAGUGUCAAUGAGACAGACGCAGAAAACUACCGGAGAUCACCCAGGCACUGAAGCCGAGAGCAAACCAUUUUUUGUUAUAAGGGAGCAUCACGAGAGGUCGGGGUCUGACCAACUGCCUUCGAACCUGGAUUCUGACAGGAGUUCGACGUCGCCUGUUGCAGUGAAACCAGCACUGACGAUACUAGUAACGCUAGCGAUGACGUGCCUGACUGCCCUUUGGUAACCUGAUCUUCUGAUCGUGUGAUCGCCGUCCAACAGGAAGCGAAUCGGUCGUUUUAUAAACGGAAGAGCGCUUUGACUGGAACUGUAACCAAUAACGAGCGUGUGUGAUUCCUUUCGGAUAAGUUGUGUUGAGUCUGUUAGCCAAAUGUUAACGAUAAGUAGACCAUUUCCAAUUGCGUGUGUCGUAUACCUGAAAUCUAAGCUGUUCAAGAAUGAUGAGAUGAUGGAUAUGUCUAAUUAAAAAAAUAAUUAUACAGGAAGAAAUAAGAUUCAUAGAAGUCUCUUAACAAAAAAAUGUAUAUUACCUUGUAAGGAAAAGCCCUAAAAAACAUACAGCUAAACAAAAACAAAAUGUCACUCAUAACAGGACCGAUUUGAAGAAGGUUUUACUUUAGAAGGCUCCUUCAAUCAAAGAUGUGAUACUAUCAAAAGUGAUGUACCUAUCUGAUAAAAAAGCCCGUCUCUUAUUUCAUUUAUUUGAUAGCAGUUAUACAAUUUAUCCUCCGCUCUCAUUACCAGGGUAAUCAAAUAAACAAACGAUUUUUGAUUGAUCGAGAGGAUCAUGAGAUAGACGAUUUUUAUGAAAUGGUAUGUGGUAUAAGUCUGCUAUGCACAAUAUAAGGCUGGUUUAGUUAAUGUACAUUGUAAAUAAUUAUCAAAAUCAGUAAUUGCGGAGGCAAGUCUAGAACUUAGACUCUUCACGUACUCACUUCAUUUGAACUUCUUUCAUCAUUUUCAUUACCAUUUAUAGCCUUUUGUACAUAUCGAAGUGCCUUAAAAUAUCAAAAAAAUCUGUAUUGUUAGUCACAUUAUUUACGUAAUUUGAAGAUACAAAAGUACGAAGAAAGUCAAUAUUGUCAGCUUCAAGGCUUAUAUUUCUCCAUACAUUUGUAUCUUUAGAUGCCUUAUUUUUCAAUAAUCUCUCGCUAAUAUCGAUGCGAAUUGUACUGAAUAUUUAGUACUAAAGAAAUUCGAGGACCCAUCAUCUCAUCAAUCGUGGAACAUUAUACUUUUUGGCUGUGAUUUCAGGUUAUCAUAUUAUUUAGAUAGAGUGACCUGGCAUAUAAAGAGACAGUUACUAGGGUUUGAUACGUUCCAGUGAAAAUUAAUUAUCAUUUAAGUAAGCUCCAUAUCAGUAAGUCAAACAAAUGGUACGCUUUUCUUCCAUCUGACAAUUAAGAAGACGAAGAUAUGUAUUGCAGCAAAAAAGAAGUCGUGGAAUUGAUUACCGAAAAAGGAUUGUGUAACUAAUUUUAUGUAUGCAUACUUAUUGUUUCGUUCUUUAGUUUUUAAUAGUAAUAAUUACACAGAUUAACAGUAAUGGCUGUAGCCGAUUUCAACAACAAGGCCUUCAACAAAUUCACGAUUUGCCUUGGAGUCUUUUAUUGUUAACGAUAAAUUAAUCUCCAAAAAUAAAAUGUACUGUGACCUAAGCAAUACAUAUCUACAAAAAGUAUAUACAUAGCAUAUAGGAAAACUGACAAUUCAUUGACUGUGCAUAUUACUUUACGUUCACAAGAAUAUAAUAGAGUUCAUUGUUUUAAAUGAAGCUAAUAAAUUGAACGUAAAUUUGGUAAUAAUCCCAGUGUUUAAUUUUCCAUAAUAGUAUUACCUCAUCUUAUUAUUUAGCAGGUAAAUGUUUAGAUAGCUAACAUUCCUCCGUUUUGGUCACUCAGACUACAAAAAAUGUGUAAGGUUUAGUGUUUGUUUGUGAUCUAGUACUUAUUUGUUAUUAAAUUGUAAAUACAAGAUUGUUGAGGAUAAAUUAAGUGGAAUUUUCAUUAAAUACGUACAAUAACUUAUUAAGGAUUCCGCAAUUUUGAUAAUUUUUUUACAAGCGAUUUGCGUAUAUCAAUAUGAAAAAAUUACGGUGUUCAUAUCUGUACUAGAACUAUGAUGAAAUAUAAGCAAUAAAUUAUAUUUUUUUCACAA